CAUCAGUUCAAAUUAUUUAUAAAUAUAAAUAAAUAGAUUAAUAAUAAUAAUAGUAAUAAUUUAAAAAAUAUAAAAUAUAUCUAUAUUUUUUUCUGGAACGAUAUUUGUAUAAAAAAAAUAAAAAAACAUAGAAAUAUCUUUGUUGUUGUUGUACUUUAUUCAUUUCUUUCGUUAAUAUAAAUAUUUUUUUUUCAUAAUAUAUCUAUAUUAAUAACACCUGUAUUUUAUCAUCAAAUUUCAUAUUCAAUUUCAAAUAAAAAUAGAAUUAAUCAUCGCGUUGAAAGUGUUAGCUGCCAUCAAAACGAUUGUGAUUUAGUAUAUUAUUUUCCGCCAGUAAAAAAUCAUCUUUUAAUUUUUAUAAUAUUUUUUAGUAGUUAGUUUUUAUAUAUACAAUUAUAUAUACAUUUCAAGUUAGAAAACAAAAUGGGUAUUUGUGCAUCAUCAAUGGAAGGCGAAAAAGCCAAUAGUGAUAUUAAUUUACAAAUUGAAAGAGAAAGAAAAAAGAAACAUAAUGAAGUUAAAUUAUUAUUGCUUGGUGCUGGUGAAUCGGGUAAAUCAACAAUUUCUAAACAAAUGAAAAUUAUUCAUCAAAGUGGUUACAGUAAUGAAGAAAGAAAAGAAUUCAAACCAAUUAUUACUAGAAAUAUUCUCGAUAAUAUGAGAGUGCUUUUAGAUGGUAUGGGUAGACUUGGUAUGACAAUUGAUCCAUCAAAUUCAGAUGCAGCAGUUAUGAUUAAAGAAUUAACAUCAUUACAAGCAUCAAUUGUAACAGAUUGUUGGGGAGAAUUAAAUGAAGAACAAGGUAAAAAGAUUAAAGCUUUAUGGAGUGACCCAGGUGUCAAACAAGCAAUGAGAAGAGCAAGCGAGUUCAGUACAUUACCAGAUUCAGCCCCAUAUUUCUUUGAAAGUAUCGACCGUAUGACAUCACCAGUUUAUAUUCCAACUGACCAAGAUAUUUUACAUACUCGUGUUAUGACAAGAGGUGUCCACGAAACAAACUUUGAAAUCGGUAAAAUCAAAUUCCGUCUUGUUGAUGUUGGUGGUCAACGUUCCGAAAGAAAGAAAUGGUUAUCAUGUUUCGAUGAUGUCACCGCUGUUGUCUUCUGUGUUGCUCUUAGUGAGUACGAUUUAUUACUCUAUGAAGAUAACGCCACCAAUCGUAUGUUAGAAUCUCUUCGUGUUUUCAGUGAUGUUUGUAAUAGUUGGUUUGUCAAUACCCCAAUCAUUCUUUUCUUAAAUAAGAGUGAUCUUUUCAAGGAAAAAAUCAAACAUGUAGAUCUUGGUGAAACUUUCCCAGAAUAUAAAGGUGGUAGAGACUACGAUAGAGCUUCAAAUUAUAUUAAAGAACGUUUCUGUCAAAUUAAUAAGAAUGAGCAAAAAGCUAUUUACUCUCACAUUACCUGUGCCACUGAUACAAAUAAUAUUCGUGUUGUAUUUGAAGCUGUUAAAGAUAUUAUUUUCACCCAAUGUGUCAUGAAAGCUGGUUUAUAUUCUUAAAUUUUUUUACAUAUAAUAAUAAAUAAUAUAAAUAAUAUAAAAAAAAAAACUAAAAAAAAAAAAAACUAAAAAAAAAACCAAUCAAAAAUAACAAAUAACAAAUAAUAAUAUAACAAAUAAUAAUAGUUUCAAAACAUGUCACCUAUAAUAUAUAUUCAAAUCCAAUUUAAAUUACAAGCUAAAAGCAAAUAAUUUAAUCUUUUUUCUUAAAGCUUUUUUUUUUUUUUAAUCUUUAUCUAAAUUCUUUUUUUCUAUUAAUAUUCAAAAAAUAAUUAAGUAUAAAGAAAAAAAAAGAAAAGAAAAAAUCUCUUUUUUUAUUUUUUUUAGAAUAAACAAAAAUCAAUUGUAAAAUUAAAACAAACGUAAAUAAAUGAAUAAAUAAAAUAUUUUUUUUUAAAAACAAAU
Dictyostelium purpureum is the source of this 1902-nucleotide messenger RNA. It is a transcript of the gene gpaB, whose product is annotated as guanine nucleotide-binding protein alpha-2 subunit. Gene Ontology annotation, biological process: adenylate cyclase-modulating G protein-coupled receptor signaling pathway. Gene Ontology annotation, cellular component: heterotrimeric G-protein complex. The coding region runs from base 424 to 1497 and encodes 357 amino acids. NCBI's taxonomy places the organism in Eukaryota, Evosea, Eumycetozoa, Dictyosteliales, Dictyosteliaceae. Gene Ontology annotation, molecular function: G-protein beta/gamma-subunit complex binding; GTPase activity; G protein-coupled receptor binding. The record is from RefSeq and is a predicted model, not a curated record. The transcript has 3 exons.